GGUGCCGCCGCCGCACGCCCGUUGCUGCCCAGCCGCCUCUCGUCUUCCCCUCCCCAAUUCCCCAUUAUUCUAUUCCCGGGAUUCCUUCCUCCCCCCAUGUUGCUGCGAUUGCGACUGCGGCCCGCCCCCACCCACCGCCUCCUCCCUGCUUCUCCUCCUCGCUUCGCUUCCGAGCAAGCUUUCGAGCGCGCGGCGACCGCAGCAGGGGUUCGGGAGACGGGGCCGGGUCAUGGGAAAGUACAUGCGCAAGGGCAAGGUGUCCGGGGAGGUCGCCGUCAUGGAGGUUCCCGGCGGCGCGCUGCUCGGCGUCCGCACGCGCUCCCGCACGCUAGCGCUGCAGCGGGCGCAGAGGCCGCCGGACAAGGGGGAGGCGGACGACGCCGCCGGGGAGUACCUCGAGCUCCGGAGCCGGAGGCUCGAGAAGCCGCACAAGGAGCGGGCGGCGGCGCCCGCGCCCAAGAGGGGCGCCGCUAGGAAGGCCGCCGCCGCGGCGUCGCCCGUGCUGGCCGAGGACGAGGUCGAGGCGUCCUUCGGGGAGAACGUGCUCGACUGCGAUGCCAUGGAAAGGAAUACCAGAGAGACGACGCCUUGCAGUUUGAUUAAGAACUCAGAGAUGAUAAGCACCCCAGGAUCCACAACUAAAAGCAAAAUAAGCAGCUCGAUGACUUCCCGUCGCAGAAUGGAAACCUCAAUCUGCCGUUUCAUACCGAAUUCACUUGAGAUGGAAGAGUUCUUCGCAGCGGCUGAACAACAUGAGCAGCAUACCUUCAGGGAGAAGUAUAACUUCUGUCCUGUGAACGACAGCCCUCUUCCUGGCCGGUAUGAAUGGACGAGGCUAGGCUGCUAGAUUUUCAGCACAAGAGCUUCAUUGAUCUGAUAUGUCUACAGAAAUGACUAGUGCCGUGGCCGUGGCGCAACCAACUGGAUUGCAUUAGCCUCCUUGUCUGUUGUAAAAAUUAGAUUAAUUAGCCUGUAGCUGAAUGAUCUUGUGUAACGAACAGGUGCAGCGCUGACAUACACCCAGAUCCCCAACCUUACUGUAAUUUAACUGGUCAACGCUCAUGCUGUAACCGAACCAUCUCAUGUAGUGUACUGUAGGCCUAAUCAUCUGUGCCUAGUCCUUGAACCAAAUUAAUGAAUUAGAGUUAUCUUUGCAUGACA
Molecule: messenger RNA, 1161 nt
Organism: Panicum virgatum (switchgrass)
Lineage: Eukaryota; Viridiplantae; Streptophyta; Magnoliopsida; Poales; Poaceae
Product: cyclin-dependent kinase inhibitor 5-like
Exons: 4
Coding region: 230-847 (205 amino acids)
Biological process (GO): negative regulation of cyclin-dependent protein serine/threonine kinase activity
Cellular component (GO): nucleus
Molecular function (GO): cyclin-dependent protein serine/threonine kinase inhibitor activity
Source: RefSeq, a predicted model, not a curated record